Molecule: messenger RNA, 165 nt
Organism: Peronospora matthiolae
Lineage: Eukaryota; Oomycota; Peronosporomycetes; Peronosporales; Peronosporaceae
Source: the annotation of a GenBank genome assembly
AUGUUACUGAUUUCGAACGAGUCGACGCGAGGACAAGCGGUCUAUCGCCACUCACUUUUGUCGCACUCAUACUCGGGUCGCGCGGGCAGGCACCGUGGCACGAUAGCGCGAGCUAAUGGCGCCCUUGAAGAAAAAGGAUGGAAGACGCGAGGGCGGCAGGAUUAG